This is a messenger RNA of Rhopilema esculentum, 4846 nucleotides long. NCBI's taxonomy places the organism in Eukaryota, Metazoa, Cnidaria, Scyphozoa, Rhizostomeae, Rhizostomatidae. The record is from RefSeq and is a predicted model, not a curated record.
UAUAAUGUUCUUGUUUUGCAUUUCAGAUUCAGAAGAAUACGACUCCAAUGUACAGGGCCCCUGAAAUGGUAGACCUUUACAGUAAUCAUCCAAUUACAACAAAGGCUGAUGUUUGGGCCUUAGGCUGUAUUUUGUAUUACCUUUGCUAUAUGGAGCAUCCCUUUGCUGAUUCUGCCAAACUAAAAAUUCUUAAUGCCAAGUAUACUAUCCCAGAAGACCCCAGAAAAGUCUCAGAUCUCCAGCCACUUAUUGAUAUGAUGUUACAAACCAAUCCAGAGGAAAGACCAUCCGUUGAUGACAUCAUUUUUCAACUAGAGUCAGUUGCUGAAUCACUUGGAAUCAAUUUAAAUUCACCUGUUUUGGCCGUUGGAGAAACUGGCGGCGAUAGCAAUGCAGGCACUUCAGUUGGCAAUGCAAUCGUAUCCAGUGGCAACACCGUUGGGGGCAGUGCAAUCUUUGGAAAUGUUGUAAAAGGGGCUGGAUUUUUGUUUAACAAUAUCAAAGAUGUUUCAUCAAAAGUUGUCCAAUCAGUUGCCGGAUAUGUUAGGAAUGAUUUAGAUAUCUCAUAUGUAACCCAGAAGAUAAUCGUGAUGUCCUUCCCCGCUGAAGGCAUAGAAUCAACUUACAAAAAUUCGAUUGAUGACGUCAGGAUAUUAUUGGAUUCCAAAUACCCUGAUCAUUAUGUUGUCAUCAAUAUUUCACAGCGGCAGUACAAUGUCAGUAAGCUGAAUGACCGGGUCUUCGAGAGUGGCUGGAAUCCUAGAAAAGCUCCUUCCCUUAGCCAACUCGUUUCACUUUGCAGGAAAGUUUAUAAUUUCCUGAAACAAGACCAAAACAAUAUUGUCGCUGUUCACUGUUUGGAUGGCCGAGUGUCGUCAGCGUUGCUAGUGGCAACUUUGUUGGUUUUCUGCAAACUGUUUAAAAAGCCGUCGAUGGCGCUUGAUAUGUUUUCCCUGCGGAGGUGCCAACCUGGUCAAAGAAUCGAUCUGAUUCCUUCACAAAAAAGGUACCUGAAUUACGUCAAUCGUCUUGUUUGGGAGCCGCAGUUUGUUCCCCACAAAAGACCAUUGUUUCUAAAAACCGUUACAUUGAGCCCUGUUCCUAUGUUCAAUAAAGCCAGAACUGGUUGCCGGCCGUUUAUAGAAGUUUAUCAAGGGGAGCGGAGAAUCUUGUCGACUUCAUCGGAUAUCGAGCAAAUGAGGGAAUACACUCUGUCUGAUCGAAGGAUUGAUUUCCAUGUGAACACAAAAUUGCAUGGUGACGUCACAGUUGCAAUAUUCCACGCACGAUCCACGUUAGGCGGGAAGGUUCAAGGCAAAUUCACUUCAUUUAAUAUAGUGAACCUUCAGUUUCACACCGGGUUUAUCGAGGAAGGAAGUACGACUAUCGAGUUUUCACGGAAUGAGUUGGACUUGAUUGAUCCAGAUGACCAGAAAUACCCCUCUACUUUCGCUGUUGCAUUAGAUGUCGUGCUGGGCGCCGAAUCACCCUCUCUACAGAACUACACCGAACCAUGGGAUAAGCUGUCUCUUGAUAAACUGUCCCCACAGCCAUGUUUUGCCAGCAAAGAGGAGUAUUGGGAGUGCAGGGAAGAAUUCGGUCUGAGUGAAGAAUUAUCAGAGGUUGAAAAGGAAGAGUUGCAUCUUGGGAAGGCAAACACUGAUUCGGAUACCGAGAAGAAAUUUGGACGAUCAACUUUCUUUGACAACUUGGAGUGGGGUGGUUCUGAUCCAUCUGGGCAAGGUCCUCAAAAUGGAAGAAUGUCCAAUACAACACCUGCUUCAAACAGUGGCUCAUCUUCGCUGGAGUCAGAUGACAGGGAAACUCUUGGUCGCGAUGCCGAGUUCCUGGCACCAAAGUCAAAUGGAAACGAGACGGCGACAGCAGUUAAUUCUGUUCCUCUCAUUGAUAUCGGGUUUGAUUCUGAGCCAAUAGAUAAUUCGUAUCAAAAAGAGGCUAAGCUUGAACAAAAUGCCAAGACAACUGACUUAUUUUCGGACUCCUUUGCGGACGAUUUUGCAAAUCUGAGAGCAACCUCGGAUAAAAGUGACCGGACAAAUAGUGAAACAAAACAAAGUAUUUUUAACGAUGAUUUUAGCGCCUUAAACGUAGAGACAAAUCUUGACUCGAUUUAUAGUAACAGCACCCAAGUGCCGUCUUCGAAAGAUCUCCAAAGCCAACACCUUGUCAAGGAACACAGUGCUCCACUUUUGGUUAAUGUAGAAUCUGGCUCAGCUGCUGACAGGAAUGUGCCCAGAAGCCCAAGCACACCAAACCUGCCUUCAUCUGGUUGGGCAGGCACACUCAUCGAUACAUCUGAACCGACUAACGAUUCUCCAACAAGUCCUGGAGUAAAGAAAAAUAAGAGUGUAAGUUCCCUACUGGAAACGCAUUCUGAUGAUGAUUUUUUUCAUGCGUUUCACGACCGAGGCAAUGCAGCAGCUCCUGCGACCAAAGAGCCGGAAGAUUUGUUCUCCAUGCGAUCAAGCACUGUUAUCGACCCAUUUCAGGCCACGACCAAGGAAGAACCAUUCGCUGCUUUUGACCAUCUGUCCACAUUUCCAGGUACCAGUCCCAUAAAACAUAGCAGCAGUGAUGGGAAUUUGUUAGGCGACUGGGGGCAUUCCCACACGGAGCCUACAAAACCAUCAUCGAUGACGAUGAAUUUAAAUGGAAAUCUGCAUCGUUCGGUAUCUUCAAGUGCGAAUAUUGGCAAAGCAACAACAAAAAGUGAUGACCCUUUCGCUGAUUUUGUCAGUUUGUCUGGGGGAAACUUUAAAAAUGAUAAUUCCAAAAAGUCAUUUGGAUCGAAUCAACAGCAAGGCUCUGGUUCAAAUUUUGGCUUAAGUGGCUCAUUCAGUGAUGUUCGCAAACCUUCUGCCCAACCGUUUGAGGCAGCUCAACAGACGACCGCACCCAAGCGCCCCACUCCAACACAGUCCGCCCCCAAUUACUUUGUUGGUAGCUCUGUUCCUGGGAAAAGCGUUUUUGGGAAUCAGCAAGGUGGAAAAGGGGGCCUUGGGGGUGGCUGGGGACAAAGACCGCCUUCAAAGAAUGAAUUUAGUGAUAUUUUAGGCGCUCAUGGGUUCAAGCCUUCCAGCGAGGCACAGAAGGAAACUCUAAAGCAAUUGAAAAAGCAAGUUGUUGUGAAGGAGGAUGACCCUGUUAAAGCUAAGGUCCGGGAAUGGGCUGACGGCAAAGAGCGCAACAUUCGAGCAUUGCUUUGCUCUUUAGACACUGUUCUGUGGGAAGGUGAAACAAAAUGGAAGCAAAUAGGAAUGCAUCAGUUACUGCAGCCGAGCGACGUAAAGAAAUUUUACAGGAAAGCAUGUUUGUCAGUCCAUCCCGACAAGCUUACGGGCACCCCGGAGGAGCACCUGGCAAGAGCAAUUUUCGUAGAACUAAACGAGGCUUGGACUCUUUUUGAACAGUCGGGUGCCAAAGCACUUUUUUGAUUAUCUGCAACAACUUUUCGCGAAUCCCUUGAAAUUUAGCAUAAAUUCUGUAAAUUUUUGAAAUACGUUUUCAAAUUUUUGUUAAAUUAAAGAUGAAAUUUAGAUUAGAGGGAAACUAGGGCAGCUCGGGUCUUUGUUGGUAGACCAUUAUCGAAGGGGAAGCUAUAUUAAUCUAGAUGCUCACGAUUAUUAAACCUUUUCAUAGCUAUAAAGCUAUUCGCUUAUUGCUGUCGAUCUAGAUUAAUCUAGGCGUUCAAGAUUAAUCAACAUUAUCAAAAUUGUUUCCUUUCUAUAGCAAGAUAGUGUUUCAUUUUUUCGUUUUUUUGUUUGGUACCCCCUUAUGAAGCAGGUUUUCAAAGAGGGGUGGAAAACUGAAUUUUUUGUCGCCAAUUUGUAAUGCCAAACGCUGCCUUUAGUUUCAUCUUCUUUUGAUUUAUGAGUUGUCAAUCAUUUAAUGAUGUAUGAUAGUUCAUUUUUAUAUAUUCAGAGCAAGUUGCAUUAUUCAUUCUAGGUUAAUUGUCUCAAACUGCCAGUUACAUUUCCCCUCUGGCACAAUGCACACAUUGCUGUUUUUGUGCCAUAAUGCUGACUCUGUUUUUAGCUUUAUGUUCGAUCUCCUGUCGCAACUUUUCAGUAUCCAAAACUUAUGACAUGCUCUAGGCCCACCAAAGUGUUGUGUUUUCCACGAAAUCAUGUUAUUCUCUUGGUAUGCAGCAGGCAGGCAGUUCCAAGUACUGAGAACAAACGGAAGGAAAGAGAAAUUUCUAUUAAUUUUAAAACCCUGUGUUAUAAUAGGUAGUUGUUUUAUGUCUGUCUGUUUUGCAUUAUUUUUCAUCGCUGACCAGACAGGGUUUAUAGCUCUUUUGCCUGAACGGGCGACGAAUGCUCUUCGGAUCUUUUCCUUCUAAUAUGUGAAUCAGAUACGUGAUCUCUUUUAUGAUAAAUCUGUGUAUGUUUUUCUCCAACUUUUUUAUUGCAAGAAGUGAAAAUUGUAAUGGUUAAGCUGUGUCAGACAUAAAGGCAAAUAGAGUUAAGCUGCUUGAAUCACCAUAAUAACCAAAUAACAGCUUAAGGUCGCAAAAUAAAUAGUAAAUAUCUCGGUAUUUGGCCACUCAUUUCGAGAUCUGGGAAUCCAUCAUUAUUUUUUGGCUCCAACGUUUCAGAGUUUCUAUACGACCUAAAGCCAGCAUAAUCACGGUGUCAAAUGCCCAUAUUUCUGUAUAGAAAGAUGUGAUAGUCAUUAGCAAUAUUAGCUAUUCAGCAGUAUUACAAUAUUAAUAUUAUUCCAUAGAUAUUUUCAUGCUUCAUUGCUGGGUAUUUUUGUUAUUCCAUCUCAUUUCUUAAUAUUAAGCACUUUUCUUAAAAUUAUUAAUCAAUGUAUGUUAUUUGGA